Echinostoma caproni is the source of this 1455-nucleotide messenger RNA. Lineage: Eukaryota; Metazoa; Platyhelminthes; Trematoda; Plagiorchiida; Echinostomatidae. The record is from the annotation of a GenBank genome assembly.
AUAAAAUCCGGUUCCGGAUUGGAUAAAGGCUCUGUGGAUCGAGGUGAUCUGUCGAAAAUAGUCAUCACGCGAAAUCGAUCCGGUCGCAUUAUACGAUGCAAAGAUGACGAGGACUCAUUUGACUCUGAUCGACCAAAGCGUGAUGGAAGUUGGAAACGACCUCACGACGAUGAUAUGCAAGAAGGCAACAAACGAGGUAGGGUGGAACCGGAAGACUAUCGCGGCACUCGUCGGGUGUUCACGCCUCCUCGUCACGCACGUGAAGGUGAGCAUGGCUCGUUAACGGUAUACAAUAAUGAAAAUGACCUUCCAAUGACAUCUAAAAGCUUGCAAGAACGUCUUCAAGCUCGUAUUCGUGCAAUCGAACGACGUCAUCAACUGGAAGAGGGUAGCGCCCCUGCGGUUGAUGAUGGAACUAAUGGUGCUGUCCCUGUAGCAGAGAAAAGCCGUGAGAGUUCAUUUACCGGCGGAGUUCCCGAAGACUAUGCAGUUGGUGAUUCACCUCGAGGAGGUUAUCAGGGUCAGUGGCGUGGUCCGGGAGGCGGUCCAGUGAAUUACGAUCGUCGACCUGGAGGUUUUCAUCGUCCAGACUAUUAUGGCAACCGCGGAGGUUACUUUGGACGUGCACGUGGUCGAGGCCCCCGUUGGCGUGGGCAGUGGGAUGAUUAUCGUGGCCGAAGAGGGAAUUGUUUUGAUGAUCGGAGACGAGAGGGCCUUUCUGGUGCUUCAGGUGAUCGUAGUUUUGACCGUCGUCGUAAGCGGCAUGGACAGUCUGGUUCCGCUGAACGUUCCCCGCGUUCAUCUCGUUCGCGGUCCCGCUCACCUCCUUCACGCAGUCCCAGGUCACGAUCGAUGUCUCGCAGCAAUCGAUCUUCGUCUGCAUCACCGUCACCAAUACGACCGGCUAAUCGUCACAGAGUGAUUUCACGUGCGCGUAUCAGUACUCCACCUUUGGCACCUUUGACCAACGCAAAACGAUCAGACUCUGAUGAAAAUUUGGCGGAAUUGGACCAAUUCGUCGCACAGUUACGCGCCAAACGCCAAAUGGAACAACAAAUGCAACAACAACAACAGUAUCUGGCUCAGAUGCAGGAAAACCCCCCAGUUUAUCCUGGUCCACAGCAGUAUCCACCCGGUUUAUCACAGCCUGCGGAUGAGGAUCAACCGGUAGACACGCACAUGUCAGCGCGUGAUAUCCUAUCCAGUCCGAGCAACGAUAACUCCAAUCCGUCAUUCGACUACAGCCGGUCGUGUAACAUGAAGGACCAUACUGACGAUGAUGGUGUUAAUCAAAAUUCUGAUAGUGAACCACCGGUAGCUCGGUCACCGGAGCCCACCCAAGACCACUCACCAUAUGCCGAUGACGCAGAGGUCAAAACCGUCAGCCAACCCGUAAACAGCCCACAGCCUCCUGACUCCGGGGCAGGUGAGGCAGUGGAGAUUGGAGCUGAAUAA